AUGCCACCGAAGCCUCAAAGCCCACGAAAGCUACAGAAGAAGAAAGCAAAUGAUGGCAAGAAAGUAUACCCUCCAUUAGGUCAAGGUGAUUCAAGUAAAGCAAGUCUGCUAUCGCAGAACUCACAGGCUAGAAUACCUCGAGCAUUUCUUCUUGUGACUCUCGCUAUCAAAACAACCAAUACACGAUCAUCAAAUGACUUUAUGAUCGGGGAUUUUGCUGGCAUAAAAUAUCACUUGAACAUCAUGGGGUUCGAAGACAAGCAGUUCUUUUUGUCCACUGUCAAUCUGGCAGAAUACUGCAUGGCUGGGGUUCACAGCGACAUCAAAAUUCGGGGAGAAACUUCAGAAAAAGUCGUCUAUUCGCGAUUCAAGGCUUUACACAGACAAGACGACUAUACCUUCAUUGACGAGUCAUCAAUCAAGAUCACCUUUCAUGAAUGGAUGAGUAAGACUGCGAAGGAUGCUUUACCUGGCGACGUCGUCAAUGUCAUCCUCAUUACUCACGGCAACGCUCAAAAUGGGAAUUUGCAAUUUGGAAAAAACUUUAUCUCAAUCGAUGAGAUGAUCAAGAUCUUGAAAUAUUUCCAAGACAGCGUUCAGGUUAACAUGGUAGUUUCAGCAUGCGGAAGUGGGAAACUAUGCAAAGAGAUUUCGACAAAAGAUCAAUUUAAUAGAUACAUCGCUGCAGCUGCUGGCCCUGGGGAAUUAAGUUCUGGAAAUGGAUUGGUCGGAUGGGUCAAAGGUCAAUCUGCAAGCGGCAGAUUCCGAAGUUCUUAUUUCACGGAUGUCAUCAUCAAGUCUCUCGGGAGGAUAAAUUUCGACCGCCUCGGACCCAGCAUGGGGGAGUUGCAACAGAACUUUCAUGAAGGAGUCAAAGUCAAGCCAGAGCCUUUCGCCGCGAAGUCAACACCAUCUUUUGCCGGUUCAGCCGCAAAAAAGGAAGAGGCAGAGAUCGCAUUACAGAAGAUCAUUCAUUUAGACUAUUUCGAUUUCCCGCCAGAUCCAAAGCGGGCGGCGAGAUAUUUGAGACAGGAGUCCGACAUGCAGGUAGUGCAAGCAGCAGAUGGGAAUAAUGUUGAUGACUGGGGUUUCGGGGGUGAUGUCCUCGAUUUCUUCGCCACCGAAAUCUCAAAAGUCGAUGAAUCUUUUCUAAGUCACGAUGACGCCGAGCUGCAUGCAAGAGUGCAGCGUGUGCUGGAUCAGACAAAGUCGGGUGAAAAAGCAACCAAAACUGAGAUUUUGCAAGCCAUUAUGUUUCGGGGGAAGAUGCAAAGUGCUUGCUUUUCAGUUUUUAUGUUCUUGCAGGAUCAUUGCUUCGUCACCAUGAAAGGACUGGAAAAACCAAUGAAUUUGAGCUCCUUACAAGAUGAUGAAAUUCGAGAGGUUUCGGAUGCUUUGUCUUGCUUCGAGCUCCUAUCCGACAGAAACGAGUACUCAUUCAUAACUUACUGCACAUUCAACUAUUUGCCCCCCAUCAUUUGGCUUUCGACAUUGAUAGUGCGUGGAGCUCUUGUAAGGGAUCUUUGGACUUUGUUUGACAGGAUGAGUUGCAUGGGAGAAUUAGGACCAUUGGAUAUUGAAAGACUGCCAAAGGUGUGGCCGGAGACUAGGAUGAUCAAGGUGGACGAACAAGCUGGGUUGGUAAAUCCGUUGGCUACGGGAAAUGGGCAACCAUUCUCCUUUUGGUUGCCACACUCAAUGGGGAAAAACAUUGACUUGCAUCAAGUCUACAAGUACUUCGAUGCCGAUAACUUCAUGGCAUUUGAGAAGCUUUACUUCAACUACUUCAGGCUGCCAGUUGAUGAUCCAAAAUCACGAGAGAGGCAAUGCUCGUGUUAUAUUGCACAGCAGUUGACAUCGAUGGAGAAUUAG
Messenger RNA from Cadophora gregata, 1872 nucleotides. RefSeq lists its product as uncharacterized. The record is from RefSeq and is a predicted model, not a curated record. NCBI's taxonomy places the organism in Eukaryota, Fungi, Ascomycota, Leotiomycetes, Helotiales, Ploettnerulaceae. Bases 1 to 1872 code for a protein of 623 amino acids. The transcript has a single exon.